Molecule: messenger RNA, 462 nt
Organism: Phytophthora infestans T30-4
Lineage: Eukaryota; Oomycota; Peronosporomycetes; Peronosporales; Peronosporaceae
Exons: 3
Coding region: 1-462 (153 amino acids)
Source: RefSeq, a predicted model, not a curated record
AUGUGGCGUGACAACAUCGUGAGGGCGGGGUGGGGGAGUCUUGGGGGCUGGCGAGGGCCCUUGCCACAAGACCUGCGCUUGACGAAGUCAACAGGCGCUUGGAGGAUCGGCGGCGUGUGGGCCUCGCCUGCCGAGGCAGCCGUGAGGCAGAGGCAAAAUCGCCGCUCUGCCCGAACCCGCCAGGCUCUUGAACGGCCUGAUGGAGAUCAGCCAAGCGGCGCGAGGUCAAGCUGGAAGGGCGGGGCUGCGCUUGGGCGCCUGGGGUCUCGUCCUGCAAUGCCGCUUGGCGUGCAAUGGGCGCUGCAUGUCCUGGGCAUGUGCCCGAAGCUGCACCCGAUGAAUCGCCGUCAGCGUCGAGCAGUGAAAGGUGAUGCCUGCGAGUUGACCACCGAAAUGGGUUUGGAGGGCAGUUUCUACAUGAGUAUGGCUCUGUUGGCCGCGCAGGGCCUAAUUAGCGUCUAG